UUUUAUUGCUUUUCGGAGUAUGAGAGUAAAAGUGCUACUUAUGCUAAGACUUAUCGAGAAGGGUCUACUGUGUUCGCUACUUUGCUUCAAUUAGCGUAAACAAAAGAGAGGAAGAUGUCGGACGAAUGUCAAUCUGCUGCACCAACUUUUCCAACAGAGUCCAUCAAAGUCAUAGCAGAGAGCAUUGGGAUUUCACCAGUGGGAGAUGAUGUUGCCAAGGAAUUAGCGGAAGAAGCUACGUUUAGACUAAAGCUUCUAAUUCAGGAUGGGAUGAAAUUCAUGCAUCAUGGCAAAAGAAAACGAUUUGCAACAUGUGAUUUUGACCAUGUUUUAAAAUUAAAAAAUGUUGAGCCAUUGUAUGGGUUACAGUCUGUUGAACAUAUUCCAUUUCGGUUUGCUUCUGGUGGAGGACGAGAGUUACAUUUUGUGGAGGACAAGGAAUUAGAAAUUAGUGAGAUGGUAUCAGGUCCAACUCCAAGACUUCCCUUGCAAAUAACAAUAAAACCACAUUGGCUGGCCAUCGAUGGCAUUCAACCCACGAUUCCUGAAAAUCCACCACCUAUAACGAAAGACAUCCAGAAGAAGGAUGCAGUUGAUCCAGCAUCAAAACUAUCAACACAAGAUACAAAAGAUCAAAAGCAUAUUCAUGGCCGAGGAAUGAAGAGCAUAGAAACUGUUAAAGUUAAACAGUUGGCAACUCAUGAACUCUCAGCUGAACAACAGCUGUAUUAUAAGGAGAUAACAGAAGCUUGUGUUGGUUCAGAUGAACCUAAACGAGGGGAAGCAUUACACAGCUUGGCAUUUGACCCUGGCCUUUACCAGAUGGUGCCAAGAUUGUGUACAUUCAUCGCAGAAGGAAUACGUGUCAAUGUUGUUCAGAAGAACCUUGCUCUCCUCAUCUACCUAAUGCGCAUGGCCAAGGCUCUCCUGGAUAAUCAAACACUGUACUUAGAGAAAUAUAUGCAUGAAUUGGUUCCAUCUGUGAUGACUUGCAUUGUAAGUCGACAACUAUGCAUGAAACCUGACAUGGAUAACCACUGGGCCUUGAGGGACUUUGCUGCUCGCCUUAUAUCACAGAUAUGCAAGAAUUAUAAUACAACCACAAAUGGUUUACAAACUCGUAUCACCAGGGUUUUUUCACGAUGCUUGAAAACUGACAGAACAGCACUUUCCUCAGUUUACGGUGCAAUUGCAGGUCUCUCUGAGCUCGGUCCUGAAGUAACCAAAGUGUUUGUUUUACCAAAGUUGCGUGCCUUGAGUGACAAAAUCGAACAGUGUAUGGAAGGCACAAAUGCUUAUGAUAAAAAUGCUGCUGCUCACAUCAAAGGCCUUCUGUUGAAAACUGUAGCUCCUGUUUUGAAGACUUUACGAAGUCCUCCAGAUGUUGUGGCUGACUAUAAAAUGGAAUUUGGCUACCUGGGCCCCCAAUUACAAAUGGCUGUAGUAAAAGCCCGUCAAGCACCACCUCCACCAACAACAGCUCUUACAACACCGAUCAGAUCUAUUACUCCUACCACAACUCGUAUUAUUCAGCAAGGUACUAUGCCUGGAAUGGGUGGUUUAGGAUCACGCACUGUAGUUGUCAAUAAACCUCCUACCUCUAGUUUGGCUUCACAGCAGCCGGGUCAAAAAGUCAUUAUCAUGACCUCGCGUCCUCCAACACCAAGCCAGUGUGUGACCACAGAAACAAUGGGAGGAGUUGUGAAGACUGCGGUCGUCAAUACUGGCCCUAGUCCUUUUCCUGCAGGACCCAUGGCAACUUCUUUAUCACAAGCAGCUUUAGCUUCCUCUGCCAUUUCACAGGCUGCUGCUCAGAAACCAACAAAAUACGUAGUUGUUACAGGAUCAAAUGGUGCCAUCAAAACAGAAAUAAAGGAGGAAGCAGAACCCAGUCCACAGCAACCCACCGACCUCACUUAGUUGUGUAUAAGAUAUUGGUAUUUCUACUGUAGAUAUGUACAUACUUCCGUAAAGGUUUAAUAUUGUGUUAUGAUAUGUAGAUAUUUAUUUAUGUGCAGAUAGAAUGUUUACUUUCCAUUUUUUGAAUAAUUUUCAUAUACAUUGUUUUAGUCUUGUUUUUUUAACCUGAAAAUGACUGUAGUUCAAAUGGUGUGGCAUUAUUAAAGAUAGACUAAUGCAUCUCUUUUCAUACAUGAAAAAUAUUUUUAUCACAAAAUUUACCCUACAACCCCGGUGAAGUUGAUGCACAUAGCAGCAAGGAUUUUGGAAUUUUUAUACAUGUUCUCUGACAUUCAGUACCAGAAUUUAUCACAUUAGCAGUAUCUUGUUUUGAUUAUUUGGUUAAAACCAAGGUUAUUCCUUUUGUUUACAGUGAUGCUUCCUCUUUACAUUCUUUCAUAUACUGGAGGGCAGAAUAUUUAAUUUUGUAUUUAUAUACCAGUUACCAUUAUUGUAUUGUAGUUCAGUACUAUUCCUCUUUCAUGCUGUGGAGCAAAAUUUCCUGCAGUAUCAUCUUGUUAUUAAGUUCAGAUCCGGGAUACAGCAGUUACUUUGUUUAUCAUGUUUAUUACACGCUGAGAGAACUUUUCGAGUGCCUCAUGUUUCUGGAGCCAGUAAGUUAUGAUGGAUGUCUUUUACCGUAAUAUUUUUAAAGUUCAUAGAAUGUACAAUUUCUGAAUCAUAUGAAACUAUUAUUUUUUAUUACUAUAUUCUUUGUAAUCUAAUGGGCUUUUUUUUUUUUUUUUUUUUUUUUUUUUGCAUGUUCCUUUGCAAUUGUAUCAGUGGAAGUGUCUUUCAUACUUACACUUUGAUAAUCCUGAGUUAAAAGGCCAACAAUUGUGCAUCUCAAUAUUUAAUUAUCCUCGGUGCAUAUUUUUCAUUUUGUCUUAAACUCAUAGGAUAAAUACUGUAAUACAGACUAUUAAAAUUACCAAAACGUGUGUGAUACAUUUUGAAAGUUUAGCUGGAUUCAUUUGUUAAAAUUAAAUAGCAUAGUUGCUUCACUGAUUCUUUGUUUGAGAAACAAAAAUUUAUGAAGUGUGGCAAGGUACUGCCUGUCCCAUGUGCACCAGUUUGCGUUAGUCCAUCAGACUUACCAGGUUAUUAUGAACUUUCAUUCCACUACCUUAGUUCAGUGAAACAAUUUCUGUAUUGCACAAGUAAUAAAGUUCUCAGUAUUUUUCUCACUUUGAGCAAAGUUUCGAGAAUUUUGUAGACCCUAUUAUAAUGACACCUUGCUGAGGUUCAUUGUUUUAUGAAUUUUUUUAAGAAGUUUCUUUCAGCUGUAGUACUUUUUUAACAUUAUAAUUCUUUAAUGUAUGUACUGUAGCUUUGAGUAAAUCUGGCACAACUAGUUCUUAUUUAUUACAGUACUACUUUUAUUUUGAUACUCUCAAUGUCAUUUUGGUGUAGUCUUAUCACUUUAUUAUAUUUAGGUUGAAAGUUAUUCAUGUCACCCCUUUAAGCUAGAUUUUAACAAUUACUGACAAGUACAAGUAUCUGCCCAGGCACCUCUACCUAAAAUGCUAUAUUGUUACAGUUUAGCUGUGUAAUUUUGAGAGAUGUUUGAAAGAGAAAAUCUAAGUGGAACAGUUUGUGUCCACAGUCUUCAUUCUUCAUUCAUAGAGUUUCACCUCAUUUACUUUGUCAUCAUUCUAUUGUAAGAGGUACAUGUAAAUAUGAUUUUGUAAGAAUACAUUUUUUUUUU
Macrobrachium nipponense is the source of this 3667-nucleotide messenger RNA. It is a transcript of the gene Taf6, whose product is annotated as transcription initiation factor TFIID subunit 6-like. The record is from RefSeq and is a predicted model, not a curated record. Gene Ontology annotation, cellular component: transcription factor TFIID complex; SAGA complex; SLIK (SAGA-like) complex. NCBI's taxonomy places the organism in Eukaryota, Metazoa, Arthropoda, Malacostraca, Decapoda, Palaemonidae. Gene Ontology annotation, molecular function: RNA polymerase II general transcription initiation factor activity; protein heterodimerization activity; transcription coactivator activity. Bases 115 to 1920 code for a protein of 601 amino acids. The transcript is spliced from 11 exons. Gene Ontology annotation, biological process: transcription initiation at RNA polymerase II promoter; RNA polymerase II preinitiation complex assembly.